Messenger RNA from Bactrocera tryoni, 1459 nucleotides. Its product is annotated as gustatory receptor 8a-like. NCBI's taxonomy places the organism in Eukaryota, Metazoa, Arthropoda, Insecta, Diptera, Tephritidae. Gene Ontology annotation, biological process: sensory perception of taste. The transcript is spliced from 5 exons. Bases 102 to 1316 code for a protein of 404 amino acids. Gene Ontology annotation, cellular component: membrane. The record is from RefSeq and is a predicted model, not a curated record.
CGCGCGGCUAUUGCAAAUCUUUGGAUCGCCAAUAAAAUAAGAAAACAACUGGAUUUCGAGUGGUAAAAGCCACUGUUGCAUACCGGCAAACAUAUGUAAAUAUGAAGCAGCGCAAGACCACCAGCACAAGCCUUCAGCAGCCGGUGCGAUUGAAUACCUUCACCUUGCUAUUACUGCGCCUGGGCCAGCUGUUCGGCCAGUGCGCUGUGCCAUUGCGACGACGGUGUGACCUCGCCACGGUCAACCAACGCCCACAGCCCGUCAGCGUGUGCCAGCAGCGAUUCCUGUUGCUGUGGCAUUGUUUGCAUUUGAUAGUAUUUUUCUUGGUGUACUUGUGGACAAGCGUCAAUCACGAUUCGAUACUCUACAACACUGACAGUUUCGGAAAAUUUAAUGAUUUGCUCAAAUUGAUUGGCAUAAUUAUAUCACAUUUCGUAAUACUCACCGAAACGAUAUUGUGUCGCCGUCAAAUGCAACAGUUCCUCUUGGUCUACACACAACUCCAUUACAAAUGGCAUGGUUCUGCUGGCGGCCGUGCCGAAUUCGGUCUUUACCGUAUUUUCUUUUGUCGAAGUAGCAUUUUCAUUCUGACUGUGAUUAUAGUUGACGUGGCUUACAUACGAGAGAUAGUUAGAAAUCAUUUGCGGAUAAAAUUUUUCACACCCUUCAUACCGAGUGGACUGAUUUGUAAUCUUCGUACCGUGCAAAUCACGUUCUUCAUGGAAAUAUUGCGCAUCGAGGUGGAACACUUGAAUAGGAAUGUUGAACGUUUGGUCUUAUUUAGCGAACACAACGUCCGCGUUAAAUUUCAAAAGCGCGACCAAUUCGUACGGAAAAUAUGCGCUGAGCUGCAGGCCUUCAUGGAAUGCUAUCAGGAUAUUUACGAAAUGUCUACACUCUUGAAAAAAGCUGUGGGUAGAUCGAUGACAUGUAACUAUAUUAAGGAUUAUGUUAUGAUCUUAUCCGAAUGCUAUUGGUCUUAUUGGAUGGUUUACAACGGAGAAAACAUUACUGAGUACCUUCUAAUUAUUCCAUCUGCCGCGUCCAUCUCUUUGCUGUUGAUAACGUCACGAAAUUGUAUGCGUUCGACAAAUUUCCUGGCACACAAUAUACACAAAAUACGACAUGACAUUGAAGAUUUCAACAUUUCAACACGGCUACAAAGCUUCGCUUUGCAAAUGCUACACCAGCAGAUCAUCAUCGACGGCUUUGGCUUCUUCGUGCUGAAUUGCGAUAUGGCAAGAGAUAUCCUUGGCUCAAUAGCCACUUACAUGAUCUUCUUUAUACAAUUUAUGCCCAAGUUCAAAAGCUUCUAAGCCGCUGAAUGUUGGCCACGUAUGUACAAAAGCGUGUAUAACUUGGAUUCACUUCGAUUCUUAUUACUAGGUAUUAAUAAGUUUAAGAAGAAUGAAUAUUUUAAUUGUUCUGCAAAAAAAAUUAAUCGCAAAAUUUCUUUUGG